AUGAGAUCUAUUGUUCUUCUCGUAUUAUUAAUCUAUUUCGUAGAUACCAUAAACGGAUCUCAUUUUCUCGGUGGUACCAUUACAUGGCGUCCAAGAAAUGCAUCAGCUACAGGAACAUCUGUAGAUAUUAUUAUUACUCAAACUUAUUCAUGGACAUAUUCAUUAGUAACAUGCACUACUGCCAUGAUUACUAGCAAUCAAUUGAUUCCUAUCGGAGGUUAUUCGUAUCUUACAUAUCAAGUACUCAACUGUAUCAGUAACUGUGGUGCUAGUUCAACUGGCUAUGUGGCACCCAGUAUUAGACCUUACUGUAUGGACAUUUCAGCACCUGUCGGGACCACUAUUAGUCAACGUUCAGACAUUGUUACUUUGCAAGAAGAUGACGAUUUUUCAGCUGCUUUUCAGCAAUUUGCCUGGCGUCCACUAGCAACAACGAGCAGUGCCACUUGGUCCAUCUCUGUACGCAUCAAUGUCAAUCGAAGAUCUAACAAUGGCUCAUAUAACAAUGCUCCAGUGGCUACAAUGAUGUCUCCCAUCCUAAUUCCUGUCAAUCAAACAACAGUCAUUAAUGUACCUGUAGUUGAUGAUGACGGAGACAUAAUUCGCUGUCGAUGGUCUACCACAGCCAAUGGAGUAGAUGAAUGUGGUGGUGUGUGUCCACCAGGUUCAUUACCAUCAAACACUAUAAUCUAUCCUAAUUGUACCAUUCUGAUAAUAGGUCAAAUUGUUGGCAACUGGUUUGCUGUAGCACUGAUGGUCGAAGAUUUCAUCAAUUCAACAAGCACAACUUCUCUUAGUUCGGUGCCUGUUCAAUUUCUUGUGCAAGUAGUACAAGAAUCGUCAUGUCCUAAUCCACCUACAAUUAUUGGAACACCUUCUGAACAGUCAUGUAUAGCAGUCGUAACUGGUCAAAUAUUCACAUCACAGCUAAUUGCUAUAAACAGUUGCAAUUCAAAUGUGACUAUUAUUGAUAUUACCAUACUAGCUUUUCUUGGAAUGAUACGAGGAAACAUCACUCAGCUAAACACAACUGCCUAUUAUGUUGAUCUCUCAUGGACACCAACCGUCUCUCAACUUGGCUAUCAACUUAUGUGUGCAAUGGCUUUCAAUAGCCAAAAUGUACAAUCAUCUCAAUAUUGCUUCAAGUUCUAUGUCACACAAACUAGUGUAUGUGGAUGUCCUGAUAGUGUACUGCGUGAUUGCUUUUUUUGA
Messenger RNA from Rotaria sp. Silwood1, 1212 nucleotides. NCBI's taxonomy places the organism in Eukaryota, Metazoa, Rotifera, Eurotatoria, Philodinida, Philodinidae. The record is from the annotation of a GenBank genome assembly.